AUGUCCAGACGCAAGGCAGACGUCGGACGGCCACGGACGCCACCAUCGCACCGGCUGGAGCCCGCGCGCUCCCCCCUACCUGCCAAUCGAUAUCAGGCGCUUGCCGCGCUGGGAACUCUUACACUCCCCAUGGUCGACCAGAUUGGCCAGUUCGAACAGCAAUGGGUGCUGCCCAGUCCACCGUUGACGCAAAAUCCACUGCUACUUCAUCUCCGUCUCCUCAAACUACACAAUCUACUACGGCAUACGAUCCUCAUCGGCCUCCUGAGCGAAGUUCCCACGUUUGACAGUGCUACAGGCCUGCAAGGUUCCACAAAGCCCCUCAUUGCAGCUACACUCAGCACAGGAGCAUCUAUGGCUACAUCCUUGACACUCGUCCUCCAUAAAGAGCUCUCACAGGAAGUGGGCACCGACACAGGCCGUGCAGACGACGUGGGAGAUGCAAGCAACAUGCUGAUGUGGAGGCGAGACGGGCAAGACAGAUGGUGCAGACACGACACGAGAGUGAAGCGGGCAAUGCAGGGGAGGGCGGGGUGGACGAUACGGACGUUGACGCAGGGGAUAUGCAGUGGCAAUGUGGGCGACGCGGACGUUGACGUCGCACCUGCCUCGCCCUCGCCCACCUUGCCCGCGCCCGCAUCACCUGGAUAUGGGCGUGGGCGAUGCAGGCAAGACGACGUGGGUGAGGACGACGUGGGUGCGGACGACGUGGACGGACGACGUGGACACCGGCAGGCGAAGUGGGCAACAUGGAUGGGUGAUACGGGCGACGUGGAUGUGGAUGAGGCCGGCGACGCGGUGACAUGGGCGAGGCUGGUGACACGGUGA
Messenger RNA from Epithele typhae, 828 nucleotides. RefSeq lists its product as uncharacterized. Lineage: Eukaryota; Fungi; Basidiomycota; Agaricomycetes; Polyporales; Epitheliaceae. The coding region runs from base 1 to 828 and encodes 275 amino acids. The transcript has 6 exons. The record is from RefSeq and is a predicted model, not a curated record.